Molecule: messenger RNA, 1611 nt
Organism: Eucalyptus grandis
Lineage: Eukaryota; Viridiplantae; Streptophyta; Magnoliopsida; Myrtales; Myrtaceae
Product: wall-associated receptor kinase-like 1
Exons: 2
Coding region: 1-1611 (536 amino acids)
Biological process (GO): cell surface receptor signaling pathway; protein phosphorylation
Cellular component (GO): plasma membrane
Molecular function (GO): protein serine/threonine kinase activity; ATP binding
Source: RefSeq, a predicted model, not a curated record
AUGGGCAAUAACAGCACUUUCAGGUACUCCCGGGCUAAGAACUAUUUUGUUGCCGGAGGUUGUGACAACCAGGCCUUGAUGGUCCUCGAUGGUAACCCAGGGGAGGUCCUAGGAUGCAAGUCUUCCUGUGACGGCGGCAGACAUAGGACUCUCGGGCAUUACUACUGCCAUUCUGGUACCCGUGGUUGUUGUAUGACUCCGAUCACCAAUAAUGUCGGCAAAUACAGUGUGGAAUUCAAGUCUUACGAGGGCAAAGCCAUAGCGCCAGGGGGUGCGAAAUGCAGGUUCGCGUUCUUGGUGGAGGCUGCAUGGUGGUCUCGAGCUCAUCUGAAUAGUUUACCACUGGAUGUUCCGGUGGUGCUUGAAUGGGCGAUCACCCCUGAUGAGGAAAAGCUGCUGAGCAAACGAAGCAAUGGGCACAGUAAUAAAAACUCCGUCUCCUGCCAAACGCUCAAGGAUUCUUUUCAUAUAUCUUGUGCUUGCAAUCCAGGCUACGAAGGGAAUUCUUUUCUUCCCCUUGGAUGCCAAGGUGUGGGCACCAGUGUCGCAGCCGUAGUAUUAUCUUUGCUUCCUUGGUGGUCGUACGAGUUCAUCAAAAGAAGGCGCGCGGCAAAGCUCAAGCAAAAGUUCUUCAAACGUAAUGGCGGACUUAUCUUGCAACAACGCCUAUCUUCUGUUGAAGACAAUCACACGGCGAAAGGCAAGUUAUUCACCUCAUUGGAGUUAGACAUGGCUACGGACCAUUUUAAUGAGAACCGGAUACUAGGUCAUGGUGCUCAAGGAACAGUUUAUAAGGGAAUGUUGACAGAUGGAGCAAUCAUUGCGGUCAAGAAAUCCAAAGUUGUUGAUGCAGAGCAAGUCGAACAGUUUGUCAAUGAGAUCGUUAUUCUCUCUGAAAUCAAUCAUAGAAAUGUGGUCAAGCUGUUGGGAUUCUGUCUGGAGAGUGAAGUCCCUCUUUUGGUAUAUGAAUUUGUUCCCAAUGGAACUCUCUACCAAUAUCUUCAUAAUCCAUGUGGAGGAUUUCCUGUGCCGUGGGAGGCACGGUUAAGAAUCGCCAAUGAAGUUGCUGGAGCUCUUUUGUAUUUGCACUCUAUUGCGGCCAUUCCCAUUUAUCAUCGUGAUAUCAAGUCGUCGAAUAUACUUUUGGAUGAAAAAUAUCAAGCCAAAGUGGCGGAUUUUGGAGCUUCCAGAUCAAUUACCAUUGACCAAACUCACUUGACCACAAAGGUGCAAGGAACCUUCGGAUACUUGGACCCCGAAUACUUCCGAACAAGUCAAUUUACGGACAAGAGCGAUGUCUAUAGCUUUGGGGUUGUCCUUGUCGAGCUACUAACAGGAGAAAAGCCAAUUUCUCAAUCGAGGGCAGAAGAGGGCAGAAGUUUAGCCAUGUACUUCAUCAUUUCAAUGGAGGAGAAUUGCCUGUUCGACGUUCUUGACAAGGAGGUAUUAGAUCAAGGCAAGAAAGAAGAAAUUGUUAUUGUGUCUAAUUUGGCAAAAAGAUGCUUAAACCUUAACAGAAGAUAUCGACCUACAAUGAAGGAAGUGGCAAUGGAAUUGGAGCAAGUAAGAUCCCUCGAAAAUCCUGUGGUUGCUUGGCAAAAUGAUGAAUAG